AUGAAUGGCCGGAACAUGGAGGAGGUGCCAUUCGAAAGAGUCAAGACCCGGCGGAGGAAGGGUCACUGCCCGGCCGGUGCACCCCUGGGCGCCAUCGCCUGCGAGGACGAGUUCAACAGCCAGGAGCUGGAGGCUCUCUUCCAGAACUACAACCUGAAGCUGGAGCAGACCGCCACCCUCAAAGCGCUGGCGGUGCUCAUCGUGGCCGCGUCGUCGCUGUCCCUGGUGGAGCUGCUGUCCAGCCCGCGUCUCACCUUGUCCAAGGGCUCCUACCCGGUGCACUGCGUGGUGUUCCUGUCGCUGUUCAUCGUCACCAACGUCAAAUACCUGCAGGUGACGCAGCUGCAGCAGAUAGCGAAGCUGGCCCUGCUGUUCAGCUUCACCUUUGCGCUGCUCUGCUGCCCGUUCCCGCUGGCGCUCGGCACGUCGGAGCUGGUGAGCGCCGGUGCCCCUGAGCAAGGCGUGUGGCAGCUCAUGCUGGUCACCCUCGUGGCUUACGUGCUGCUGCCGGUGCGGACGCUGCUGGCUGUGUUGUUCGGGGUGAUGCUGGCUGCAUCCCACUUCAUUGUCAUAGCGACGUCGGUCACGGGAAGGAAACAGAGGCUGUGGAGACCGCUGGUGGCCAACACGGUGCUGUUCACCAGCGUCAACUUGUCGGGGGUGUUUGUGAGGAUUCUCACCGAGCGCACCCAGAGGAAAGUCUUCCUGCAGGCCCGCAACUGCAUCGAGGAGAGGCUGAGGCUGGAGGAUGAGAACGAGAAGCAGGAGCGUCUGCUAAUGAGCCUACUGCCCAGGAACGUUGCCAUGGAGAUGAAGGAGGACUUCCUGAAGCCGCCUGAGCGGAUCUUUCACAAGAUCUACAUCCAACGUCAUGACAAUGUCAGCAUCCUGUUUGCAGACAUUGUGGGUUUCACCAGCUUGGCUUCUCAGUGUACUGCUCAGGAACUGGUCAAGCUGCUCAACGAACUCUUUGGGAAGUUUGAUGAGCUGGCUACAGAGAAUCACUGCCGGCGGAUAAAGAUCCUGGGCGACUGUUACUACUGUGUGUCAGGACUGACCCAACCCAAGGCAGACCACGCCCACUGCUGUGUGGAGAUGGGACUGGACAUGAUUGACACGAUCGCGUCGGUGGUGGAGGCGACGGAGGUGGAUCUGAACAUGCGUGUUGGUCUGCACACAGGGCGGGUGCUGUGCGGCGUGCUGGGCCUCAGGAAAUGGCAGUAUGACGUCUGGUCAAACGAUGUCACACUGGCAAAUGUGAUGGAGGCCGGAGGGCUGCCUGGCAAGGUGCACAUCACAAGGACCACCCUGGAGUGUUUGAACGGAGACUACGAGGUGGAACCGGGCUUCGGCCACGAGAGACAUGCCUUCCUUCAGAAACAUCACAUAGAGACAUAUUUCAUCGUUCCAUCACACAGACGCAAAAUCUUUCCAGGUCUCAUUCUGUCAGACAUCAAACCAGCCAAGAGGAUGAAGUUCAAGACAGUGUGCUACCUGCUGGUGCAGCUGAUGCACUGUCGGAAGAUGUUCAAGGCCGAGAUCCCCUUCUCCAACGUCAUGAACUGUGAGGACGACGACAAGCGGAGAGCCCUGCGAACCGCGACGGAGAAGCUGAGGAAUCGGACAUCCUUUUCAGCCCCAGCCGUGCAGCAGUCGCCGGGAACACGAGUCAACCGCUACAUCGGGCGGCUCAUCGAGGCGCGGCAGACCGAGUCCGAGACAUCAGACCUCAACUACAUCACCCUGUUCUACAGGAGCAGAGACAGGGAGCGUAGGUAUCACCAGGUGUAUGACGACCAUUUCAUCAGUGCGGUGGUUCUCUCCCUGAUCCUCGCUGCUCUCUUUGGCCUUAUCUAUUUGCUAAUGAUCCCACAGGGGAUGCUGGUGCUGCUGCUGCUGGUGCUGUGUGUGUGUUUCCACGUGGCCUGUGUCAUGUACCUGCAUCUCACCAGUGUUCAGUGCCAACCGGGCUGCCUCACCAUCCAGAUCCGAACAGUGCUGUGCGUCUUCCUCGUUCUUCUCACCUACUCUGUCACCCAGGCCUGUGUGGUGGGAUGUGUUCCUUGGGGGAGAGUUGGGGCAAACUCCAGCGACGCACUGGAGGACGUCCCCCUGGACGCCAACAGCACAGCGUCGGACAGAGCCUGUCCCAACAUGGCGUACGGCCUGCUGUCCUGCGUGGCCGGCACCCUCACUCUGGUCCCCUACCUCCGCGUCUCCUCGCUCCCCAAGAUCUUCCUGCUCCUCCUCCUCUCUGUCACCUACACGGUCGUCAUGGAGACCAGCGGCUAUCGCCAAGCUGUGGGAGGAGGGUUUCUCCACACUCGGGGGUAUGAUCCUGUGCUGGCGGUCUUGCUGUUUUCUGGAGCUCUGGCUCUGCAUUCGAGGCAGCUGGACCUGAAGCUGCGGCUCGACUAUCUGUGGGCUACUCAGGCGGAGGAGGAGAGAGACGACAUGGAGAAGGUGAAGCUGGACAACAAGAGGAUCCUGUUCAACCUGUUGCCAGCUCAUGUGGCUCAACACUUCCUCAUGUCAAAUCCCAGGAACAUGGACCUGUACUACCAGUCCUACGCUCAGGUUGGAGUGUUGUUCGCCUCCAUCGCCAACUUCAACGACUUCUACAUCGAGCUGGACGGGAACAACAUGGGCGUCGAGUGUCUCAGGCUGCUCAAUGAGAUCAUCGCUGACUUUGACGAGUUGAUGGACAAAGAGUGCUACAAGGAUAUUGAAAAAAUCAAGACUAUUGGCAGUACAUACAUGGCUGCAGUAGGGCUGGUUCCUACAACUGCAUCCAAGGCGAAGAAGUCCAUCACCUCACAUUUAUGCACAGUGUCAGACUUCGCCAUCGAGAUGUUUGACGUCCUGGAUGCCAUCAACUACCAGUCUUACAAUGACUUUGUUCUGAGAGUAGGUAUCAAUGUGGGACCAGUGGUGGCAGGAGUGAUCGGAGCCAGAAGACCUCAGUAUGACAUCUGGGGAAACACGGUGAACGUAGCCAGCCGGAUGGACAGCACUGGAGUACAAGGAAAGAUACAGGUGACAGAGGACGUUCACCGUAUCAUCACAGACCACUACACCUUCGUCUGCCGCGGACAGGUCAGCGUGAAGGGCAAAGGUCAGAUGCUCACGUACUUCCUGGAAGGACGCAGGGAGGGCAGCAGGUCGUCAAAACAAAUCCAGCAGCAGCCGGGCAACGGCGAGCGUCGGCCAAGCGCAUUCACCCACGGCAGCGUGUGCACCAGGCUCAGCCCCGCCCCCACGGUCACCACCUACGCCACCAUCAGGACCCCGAGCCCGAGCAUGGUCAAACCCAACACCUCCACCAGCACCACCAGGUACUUGCCCUCGGCCCCCACGGCAAUGGUGUGA
Messenger RNA from Morone saxatilis (striped sea-bass), 3369 nucleotides. Its product is annotated as adenylate cyclase type 1-like. Gene Ontology annotation, molecular function: adenylate cyclase activity. Gene Ontology annotation, biological process: cAMP biosynthetic process; intracellular signal transduction; adenylate cyclase-activating G protein-coupled receptor signaling pathway. The coding region runs from base 1 to 3369 and encodes 1122 amino acids. Lineage: Eukaryota; Metazoa; Chordata; Actinopteri; Moronidae. The record is from RefSeq and is a predicted model, not a curated record. Gene Ontology annotation, cellular component: plasma membrane. The transcript is spliced from 20 exons.